AACCUUCGUGGUCGCAAUUGUUUGCUCUUUUACGUCUACGUUUCAAAGACCAAGAUCGUAAUACACUGGCGUCGUCUGGACUCUGGAGUUUAACUUUAGGUUUUAAUAUACUGGCAGAACGUCUCAACGAGAACAUACUACAUAAAAAGCCAAAUUAUGGAAUGCUCUCAAAAUAAAGGGGAUCAUGAGGGUGACAAUCUUAUGAACGAUUUUAACUUGGACGAAAAAUACCUUCUUGAAACUGAUAAAGAAAUGAAGGAUGUCAUAUCUUUGGCCGAAAAUCAAGAUAAAACAAAAAACGAAUCCAACAAAUCCAACCAGAAGCCAGUUGUUCACCUUGAUGGAGAUACUCCAAUUUUGGCUUAUAUACACAACUUAAGCCCGUUAAAAAGCAGUCAGCGUAAUAAUUUAUACUUUGAUUUAACGCUACAAACAAGCCAAGGAUCUUACCGAACAGUAUGUUUCUCGCCUGAGAAGCACUCAAAAUGCAAAUCAAAGUCCGAGUCGUCUUCGCCACUAAAGUUAUCAAAAUAUCAAGUGAAAAGAAACACUUUCACGAAUGAAGACGAAAUAUUCAUUAAUAAAAGAACAAAGUUGGAUGAACCACGUGAAGAUGAAAUUAACUUCGACAUACAGUUUCCGUCGAAAUCGAGUGAAAGUGCAACUGGUCUUGCUGCUGUGAAUGUUAAAGACGUCCAAGCCACCACCAACCUCACGUUAGUUACUCUCACUGGUAGAGUAACUUUUCAGGGUUUUGAAGAAACCAUUCUCAAGAACGGAAAGACCCUGCGGAAGCAAGAAGCGGUUUUUACCGAUAAUACUGCGUCAAUUAGACUCGUCUUGUGGGAGCAAGAUAUUAAUAAAGUUGAGUCUGGUUCUUUUUACAAACUCUCGAACACUGUCGUUAGGGAGUAUGAAAAUGAAAAGUAUUUAACUCUGAACAAGAAAUCCAAAAUCGAGAGCACAGUCGCAAAAAUUGAAAGACAAGACGACGUCACUGGGCACAGAUCCUUAAAGUCGGUUGAAUGUCCGGCGGAAGGUGUUGUAUCCCUCAAGAGGUUUUUGUCCUGCAAAAAAUGCCACGUGAAGGUUGCUGCGUUAGCGAAUAAACCAAUUAUUAAAUGCAGCGAAUGCGGUUUAACACAAUUAAAGAAGAAAUGCAAGGAAAGAUUCCUCGCGAAUGUGCUAUUUCAGGAUGGCACAUCCACGACCACCCUGUUGCUGUUUGACGACAAGCUACAGCAACUAUUCAACAUAUACAAAGAACAAAACACUUGCGAUUCCGAGUUUGAGGGAAUUGACGACGAUUUCCUCAUGGAAAUUCUGUUAACUGUUGAGGCGAAAGUACUUUUUAACAACAAAAGAAAUGUUGUCUCCAUAGAGAAGCUUUCUACUUAGAACAUAUAUACAGCAUGCUUAUAUAAACUAUGCUCUUUGACGGUCAACAUUAGAUUGUGCAUGACUUUGUAGCCGAAAACACUUCAGCCAUUCUUACCACUUUGUAGAAGUUUUGCAUGUACUGUUCUGUUAUCUUUGUUCUGUUAUCUUCGUUCUGACAUUUUAAAAUUCCACAGAAACG
Molecule: messenger RNA, 1579 nt
Organism: Dendronephthya gigantea
Lineage: Eukaryota; Metazoa; Cnidaria; Anthozoa; Malacalcyonacea; Nephtheidae
Exons: 8
Coding region: 157-1398 (413 amino acids)
Source: RefSeq, a predicted model, not a curated record